This is a messenger RNA of Cylas formicarius (sweet potato weevil), 3226 nucleotides long. RefSeq names its product speckle targeted PIP5K1A-regulated poly(A) polymerase-like. Bases 84 to 2702 code for a protein of 872 amino acids. Lineage: Eukaryota; Metazoa; Arthropoda; Insecta; Coleoptera; Brentidae. The transcript is spliced from 7 exons. Gene Ontology annotation, molecular function: nucleic acid binding; poly(A) RNA polymerase activity; zinc ion binding. Gene Ontology annotation, biological process: mRNA 3'-end processing; mitochondrial mRNA polyadenylation. The record is from RefSeq and is a predicted model, not a curated record.
UUACGUUAUCGGUUUAUUGUGUUACAUUAGUUUAAAGAUAAUUUUUAUCGACAUCAACAAGCACAAUAGUUUUAUAAAUUAUUAUGGAGGACUCACGAGUCAAUAAUACCCUGUCAGUCGAAUACGUAGAAUCAAAAUUGGAAGAUUUUUUAAGUGAUUUGAAUAGCAACAUAAGAAUAUCUAUGUUAUCGUUUAACCAGGCAGAUAAGGAACGUAUGAAAUAUCUGUUUGUCAAGCUAAAAAUAAGCGUUAAAGACACUUUGCGAGAACUGCAGGUUCACAACAGGGAAAAUUACGAAUUUUUAUGUGGAUUGUGUGACAAAAAAAUUUUCAUUGAAUUGGGUAACGCAAAUGUUUGGGAUUCUCUGCAAACGCAUGAACAUUUUGAGCAAUUGUACGUCGACUUUUUAACCGCACGUUUACAGUUAGACAGUGAAAGUGAUAUGGCAAUGGCAUCUGAUUCAAAUACGGACAGUAGCAUUGAGCAACCUGAGAAAGAGCCAUCUGGUAAUGCGUCAGGCACCUUGUCCACCUCAGUCCAGGGUUCUUCUUCAAGCAGAUUAGAUAAAGCAGACGUUAACAAUUUUAGAUUUAAUUUUCCAUUGGAAAAGAACCAUUCUGAGAUUAAAAACAAAAUUUAUCCAUCUAACUUAAUGACCUAUGUGCGGAGUUAUGAUAGAGUUCAGGAUUUUACAAUUCAAAGGGCAGGACCCAUGCGUGCUUCAUGCUUAAUAUGCCCCUGUGAAAUGAAUGGAAUAAGAGUUUCCAAGUUUAUCCUGGCAAACCAUGCGAUGGGUCAGAAACAUAUGAAGGCCGCAUCCAAUCCAGAAGUAUUGAAGAUUUUACAAAAUUUUCACCUGAGUUGGCUUAAAGAGGAGACCAAUAUUCAGGCGCACCAGGUAUUUUUUAGACCAAAAACCUUUAAUCACUUGACUUGUCUCCUGUGUCACAAUUCAUUAGAGGGCAAAGACUUGAAGGCGCACAUAAAGGGUGACAAGCACAAGAAAAAUGUCUUGGAUUUAGUUGAAAAGAACAACCCUAAUUAUUUGGCAAAUUUGCAAAUUGAAGUGUACGGUAUCACACAAGAAAAAGUCCAAUUAAACGGUAAAGAAGCACGGCCUGGUAGGAGGUUUAUACCAACCAGAAGAAAAUCGACAAAACCUUUGGAAUUGGACACGCGCGAGGAUAGUCCCGAACCUGAAGUUCAUAACAUUAUCAAAGCAGUUAAUGACAUGUCAAGUGUAGACCUGUUGAAACUGUUGCCAAACAGGAUGAAAAACGACUUGCAAUUUCUUGAAAUGGUAAUCAAGGGCAAACAGUCCUCCAUAAAUUGCAGGCUGUGUGACUGCACUAUACCGGAAGACUUGAGAGCUUUAAUGGCUCAUUUGGCCGCGUCCAUCUUGCACAUACAGCAACGCAAUCAGAAGUACACCUACUUCUGCGAAAUAUGCAACGUCAGAAUUAAUUCCGAACAGAGUUGGAUUCAGCAUGAUUUCGGGGGACCUAGGCACAAAAGCAUGGCCGAAAGUCGGAAGUUGAGGGUAACUGAAUAUGAAUGCACCACAUGCAAUGCUGUCAUCUUCGGGGACGAAUUGUCAUUGACACGUCACGUGGCUGGUACCAGGAAAAGAGGAAAAAAGGAAGCCAAAAGAUUACCGGUCGGGGUAAUGGCUUUGUUCAAGUCCAAACAGGCUAUAUUAUCGGAAGCGGACCGUUUGGUGGCCGAAACCGAAGAGCUGGUCGCCCUCAAUUCGAUGCGAGAGUGCUGCGCAGAUUUGGAGCGAAGCCUAAAUGAGGUGUUCGAGCAGUGCAAAGUCUACCCAUUCGGAUCGCGGAUAUCCGGUAUCGGUAACAAGGAUAGCGACUUGGACGUGUUCGUGGAUGUCGGCGACAUGUACCUCGGCCUCCAGUUACAGGAUCCGCCUGACCAAGUGCAAUUGAUCAGACGCGCCGCCAAAGCGUUCAGAAACAUGAAAGUCUACACAGAGUUAGUGCAGAUAACGACGGCCAGGACGCCUAUCUUGCGAUUAUAUCACAAACCUACCGAAAUAGCAUGUGACCUGUCUUUCCGUCACGGUCUCAGCGUGGAGAACACGAAAUUUCUGAGGCUGUGCCUCGAGCUGCAACCCGUCGUGAAGCAGUGCAUCUUGCUGUUAAAAAGAUGGGUCGGUUUCAUCGGGUUCGAAAAAGUAAUUACAUACGCAUUCGCCCUGAUGGCGAUAUUUUAUCUUCAGACGAAUCAUUAUCUUCCUUCUGUGGCGACUGUUAGGAAGAUGAGCAAAGGAGAACCUUUGGUCAUUGGCGGUUGGAAAACGAUCAGCAAUUGCCCGCCCGUUGGUGAGAUCCGUGGUUGCGUGAAAACUUACCCCGACACUGUAGACGUGUUGCUCAAGGAAUUCUUCGCGUAUUAUGGCAAAUUCGAUUUUAAUAAUUACGUGGUGUGUCCUUUGGUGGGUUAUACAGUGCAAAAGUCCAAGUUUAUGGAGGACAACGGAAGGCAGUUGCCCGCCGAAAUGGAGCCUUAUCUGCAGCAAUUGGAAAAUGCAGAGUAUGAAUUGUUUAGGGCCAACGCGUUUAUGUGUAUUCAAGACCCGUUUGAUUUGAGCCACAACCUGACAAAGGCGGCCCAAAGGGGCACCGUGCAGAAGUUUCAGACAAUGUGCGCGUUGACGCUGAAGUUUUUGGAAGGCGGCAACGCGUAGUGCUAUUUUUAUUUCUAUUUUAAGUUGUCCUAAAGGGUAAUUCAACCUACUCUGCUUAUUUUAAUUUUUUUGUUUGUUGUAGGGGAAAUUUUCUUCUAUUUUAACCGUGUGAGUUAAUUGUGUAUUUUAACGGGAAAAUAUAACUUUAUUUUAUGCUGCAGCUUCUCAUUGAAAUCCCAUUCGGCAAUACAAUAUCAAUUCGUGAAAUAUCCCUUUUUUAACACCCUGUAUAAUUGACGCACCCAUAAUCAUCGUAAACCGACUAAUCGUCGCAACGAAUUAUUUUGGCAUAACCGGAAUUUAUGAUUGAAUGAUUGCAAAGGAAGUUUUAAAAAAUUUUAUCGUUAUUUAUAACCGCAAAGAAUUUUUUUUCCUUAAAACAUUAGUAAUGUAUCACCCAGAAUACUUAGCAAAUUUUUGUCUUGCAAUUGUGGUCGCGUUGGACUACUUUUGUCUGGUUAAUGUACAGUAGUUUAUUUGAACUUUUUGUGCCACAAUCCCAAUAAAUUGUGUUUUCAUAUUGU